AUGAUUCAUGGCUUCAGACACGGUUUCAACCAAGGCAUCCCAAAUCACAACUUAGGACCCUCAAUCCCUUACUUCACCCCACCCAACCACCAAUCCACUCUACUAGCACAAGAAAAAAUAGAAUCCUCAAUUACAAAAGAGAUAGAAGCCGGAAGGAUCUACGGUCCCAACACGCACACCCAACUCAUGGAAAAGUACAAAUUCUUCAGAUCCAACCCACUAGGAGCAGUAGUAAAUGGAGACGGAUCAUUCAGACCUAUAAAUGACCUUUUCUUCCCCCACAACAACCUGCAGCUUCCCUCUGUGAAUUCAUUCGUAGACAAACUCGACUAUGCUACAACAUGGGACGACUUCGAAAAAGUGUCCAAAUUCCUUUGCAAUCAGACACAGCCAAUACUCCUUGCCCUUUUUGACUGGGAGAAAGCUUACCGGCAAAUCUCCACAGCAAAAUCACAAUGGGCCUACCUAAUGGUUAGGGACUUCAACGGCAGUAUACUGAUAGACACGAGGAAUGCCUUUGAUGGAGUCGCGGGAUGCUGUCUAUGA
This is a messenger RNA of Puccinia graminis f. sp. tritici CRL 75-36-700-3, 546 nucleotides long. RefSeq lists its product as uncharacterized. The transcript has a single exon. Lineage: Eukaryota; Fungi; Basidiomycota; Pucciniomycetes; Pucciniales; Pucciniaceae. The record is from RefSeq and is a predicted model, not a curated record. Bases 1 to 546 code for a protein of 181 amino acids.